Molecule: messenger RNA, 1522 nt
Organism: Sturnus vulgaris (Common starling)
Lineage: Eukaryota; Metazoa; Chordata; Aves; Passeriformes; Sturnidae
Gene: LETMD1
Product: LETM1 domain containing 1
Biological process (GO): intracellular monoatomic cation homeostasis
Cellular component (GO): mitochondrial inner membrane
Molecular function (GO): ribosome binding
Source: RefSeq, a predicted model, not a curated record
AUGGCGCUGUCCAGGGCCGCAGCCCGAGGGGGGCUCUGGCGUCUCGGCCCUGUCGCCCUGAGCCCCCCUCGGGGGCGGAUGCAGCCACAACUCGUUCUGGGUGUGCCCAGGUCCCAGGUGUGUUCCCAGCUGCGCAGGUCCCAGGUGCGCUCUCUCUCCUCCCGCGCCACCUCCCGCGCCCUCGUGGCCGCCGUGGCCUCUGCAGCCCGGCGGGUCAGCGCCAGGUACGAGCAGUACCUGGAGAGGAGCUUCCCCAGGUUCUACGUGCUCUACAGCACCUUCAAAACUGGAAUCCAGGCACUCUUCCUGGAGGCAAAGGAGAUCAGGAAGAUCAAAUCCAAGAUGUCCCAGCAGCAGCUGAGCACACAGCAGCUCCCGUACCGGGAGAUGGAGCGGCUGCGCCAGUUCCGCAGGGAUGUGCUCAAGGCCAUUCCCAUCGGGAUCAUCGCCAUCCCCCCCUUCGCCAACUUCCUGGUCAUUGUCCUGAUGUAUUUCUUCCCCCGGCAGCUCCUGAUCCGUUACUUCUGGACGCCCAAGCAGCAGCAGGAGUUCCUGGACGCCUACGGCCGCGCGCGCAGGGACGUGUACCCGGACGUGCUGCGGGGCCUGGCACGGGCAGCGGGGUCCCUGCCUGAGCCCCAGCCCCGAGAGCUCCUGCAGCAGCUCUGUGCCCAGGUGCAGGGGGGUGCCCAACCCCACCUGGCCCAGCUCCUGGCUGUGAGGAGUUUGUUCUCUGGCUCUGUGCUGGCACUCAACAGGCUCCGGGUGGAUCACGUGAGGGCCUUGAGCCAGGUGCUGUUCCUCACCCCGUACCUGCCGGCCUUCCUGCUGCGGCACCGCCUGCGGAGCCACGUCCUGGAGAUCCAGCACCUGGACCGUGCCCUGCUGCACCUGGGGCUGGGGCAGCUCUCUGAGGAGGAGCUCAGAGCGGCCUGUUACCUGCGUGGGCUCAACUCCACUCACCUGGGCCAGGCCAAGUGCAGAGCGUGGCUGGAGCAGUGGCUCAGGCUCUCCUGUGAGCUCCAAGCUUCUGAAGCCUCGCUGCUGGCCCACAGCAUGGUCCUGCUGUCCCUCAACUACAGCCAGCCCCCAGAGUGACACCCGUGUCCCUGCUGGAGCCCUGGUGGAUCGGGGGGUGGCAGCUGCGUGUCCCUCACCUCAGCCUCGUGCCCAACCUGGUGAUUCCCAGCCUGGUGCUGCCAAAAUCCCAGCUGAGCUGAGCUGAGCUGAGCUGAGCUGGCUGUUCUUUGCUUGGGAGCCCGCAGAGUGCUCGGGGUGAGGCUGAGCACAGCCGGGAGAGGUGGUUUCAUUGUUGCAGUAAUUAACUGCAUCUUGUUAAUUACGGGAGAGAGUGAGCAGCUCCCUGCCCUGGGGAUGUUCCUGUGGGAUCUGCUGGAUGCUUCCCAUGGGGUUUGUGACUCCUUGCUGGAGGUUUUUCCUUUGUUUUCUCUGCUGAACAGUCUUAAAUGUCACACCCUGCCCUCAGGGGUUGAGGAGCAGCCUCGAGUUCCCCCCAGAUCCC